AUGUCGGGGGACAUAAUAAACGUAUUUCCCUCCAGAAUGGCUCAAGCCACCAUGAAGGCACAUUUACAGGGGGCUCAGCUUGGCCACAGUCUUCUCAAAAAGAAAUCCGAUGCCUUAACUAUUCGUUUUCGUAGCAUUUUAAACAAAAUCAUUGACGCAAAGCAGUCGAUGGGCGAGGUUAUACGUGAAGCCAACUUCUCUUUGGCCGCAGUGAAAUUCGCGUCCACGGCACACGUAAACCAACUCGUAAUGCAGAACGUGACUAAGGCCCAAGUCAAAGUUAAAAUAACCAAAGAAAAUGUGGCCGGGGUUAAUCUGCCUCAAUUCGAAACAUUCACUGAAGGGUCUGAUAAUUACGAGUUGACGGGCUUGUCAGGAGGUGGUCAGCAAAUUGACAAGCUCAAGAAGGCCUACGGAAAAGCGGUAAAGCUAUUGGUCGAAUUGGCUUCUCUACAAACCUCAUUCGUCACCUUGGAUAAGGUGAUCAAGGUCACUAAUCGCCGUGUUAACGCCAUCGAACACGUUAUCAUUCCUCGAUUCGAAAGGACAAUUAUGCAUAUUGUCCAGGAGUUGGAUGAGCGUGAACGAGAAGAGUUCUUCAGACUGAAAAAGGUGCAGGAUCGGAAGAAGCGCCUCAAAGCGGAGCACGAGGAGGAGUUGAGGAGGACCGCACUAGACUCCUCCGCCGUUGUGGCCCAGCACGAAGUUCGGAACCUCCUUGUCGACGACGAAGCGGACCAGAUCCUCUUUUGA
Molecule: messenger RNA, 753 nt
Organism: Mesocestoides corti
Lineage: Eukaryota; Metazoa; Platyhelminthes; Cestoda; Cyclophyllidea; Mesocestoididae
Source: the annotation of a GenBank genome assembly